Messenger RNA from Scatophagus argus, 1836 nucleotides. Its product is annotated as regulatory factor X-associated protein. Gene Ontology annotation, cellular component: nucleus. The record is from RefSeq and is a predicted model, not a curated record. Gene Ontology annotation, biological process: regulation of transcription by RNA polymerase II. Lineage: Eukaryota; Metazoa; Chordata; Actinopteri; Scatophagidae. The transcript has 3 exons. Bases 286 to 930 code for a protein of 214 amino acids.
AACAACGCGGCGAAGAAGAAAAUCCUCGUUAUCGAAAUACAGCGAGAGCUGUGACAGGGUGAACCCAAGGAAGUGUCACGGUAGCCGGCUAAAACGCUUAAUACUUAUUUCUCAAAGCAUGGUAUUUUUAUGACUUAACGCUUUAACAAAGCAGUUAAACGUAUACUAAUGCAGGAAAGUUGCUGGGCAAAUGUCGACUAACAGCUAAUUAAACCGCUAACGUGAGCUGACUGCAAAGGGAUGGUCGUUAGCUAGCUAGCCACACCGCAUUUGUUCACGGCAAUCAUGAGCGAAGAUGACAAUUCGGCAACCGCAAACAAAGACAAGGACUCAACUCUCCUGCUCACUAAAGACGGACAGAGGUACUACGUGAGUAAGAGCGGAGUGGUCGACAGCAGAAAUGUGACAACGCCGCACGAAUCAGAGAACAACGUCUCCUCCUAUGACAUGGAUGAUCCGGACGAGGAGAGCGACGUUUUGGACACUUCGGAUCCCAGAGACAGCGCCGCCAGCCCCGAGGAGCUCAACGAUGAGGAGACUUCGGAGGGCGACAACGCUCCCAAACAGUGCACGUAUGAGGGAUGCACGGAGACCUCCACACAGGUGGCCAAGCAGAGGAAACCGUGGAUGUGCAAAAAGCACCGCAACAAGAUGUACAAAGACAAGUACAAGAAGAAGAAGAACGACCAGGCGAUGUCCAGUGGCAAACUUGAUGAAAACUCAGAGGAGCGACCGGUGUCUGUGAACAAACAGCGACUGGGUGCGAUGGGGGACCGGCCAGCCAGACCCUCGCUGAUAGAGCAGGUUCUCAACCAGAAAAGACUGUCACUACUCAGGAGUCCAGAGGUGAUCAGCUUCCUGCAGCAGCAGCAGCAGCUCCUGGCCUCACAGGGCCGCAGCCAAACACAGCAGCAGUUCCAGGGCUGCUGACGCCGAGUGGUCAGCGCAUUUGUGACAAAUAAUAGAAUACCGAAGAAACACUGGCACUUAAUGCAUAAAUGGAUACUAACCGUACACUGUAAACAUUAAUUUCCCUAGCCAGACAGCCACACCGCAGUAAGAAUAACAUGAUAAUGAAAGGGAUGUUUUAGAAACCUGGCGAGACUGGUGGAUGAACCAGGUUGAACUGAUUUAAAUCCAUCAGAAGGGGUGAAUUCCUGAAGUAGCAGACUGACGAAAUCAAAUCAUACUUGGUGCUGUUUAGAAAUUUUUUUACAUUAAUUUCUUAAAUAUAAACCAGCAUUUCCUUUAAUGUUUACUUAUUAGGAGUUUACUUUGUAGCUACUCUGUCAAAUCCCACUUUGUCUGGUAGUUGUCUUCCUUCAUGGGGCAAUAGUAAUGAAGGAAUUUGAAUAUAAUUGUCCUGUCAAAGUUGCUCAGAUGUUAAAGCCUCGGCUCUCGCCAGAAUAGUCCUGUGAGCUCACUUUGAUCCCCCUGUCUUUUCCAUUGCUGACAGAAAAAGAACAUUAGUUUCCUUGUGUGUCUGAGUACUGACUGAUACUUUCGAGACUGUUUUCUCUUUAAGUAAUGUUGUCUUUUUCAUGUUUUCUUUCAUUGUUCCAUAUGACAAUCAGUGAUAAAAUAUAUGUCCAUAGCCUCUUCUCAGUCACGUGGGCACUUCAGGACUUAACACAAAGUUUUCUAUCUGUGAUUAUCUAAAUCCGUUGCACAAAUAGUCAAUUUUAAUUGUGUACAAAGGAACAAAAAGGAAGUAUGGUGGAAUGAAUGUGGAUGAGCUUUGUGAUGAAAGUGGCAGGGAGAAGUCGUACUGUGGUUUAAAGUACAUUUCACCUGCUGUGAAUAUGAGAGUAAAAUUAUGAAGCUAACAUUGAGAAA